Molecule: messenger RNA, 888 nt
Organism: Colletotrichum navitas
Lineage: Eukaryota; Fungi; Ascomycota; Sordariomycetes; Glomerellales; Glomerellaceae
Exons: 2
Coding region: 245-787 (180 amino acids)
Source: RefSeq, a predicted model, not a curated record
GCGUUGUGACGCCAUCGUGUUGCGCCCAGGCUUUGACGACUCGCUUGAUGGACAGGCUUCAAAGUUUAUCAUCAUGCCAUCGGGCUGGGCGGAGAGAUCUAUUCGAUGCUAUUCAAGAACCUGCUUGGCACUGCGCGCCACUGACUCUUAACCAACUCCUCGGCACUGACGGCAGUAUUUCCGGAACCCUCGCGCCUCCGAUGAGUCUGCUAGUCUUCGCAUCCGGUGCGCGCGCACCACCCGGAUGGCCGGCAAGGCAGCGGUCGAGUGCAGCCCAUCCCCGGCGACGUCGCCGGCACUCAGAACGCGAUGCCACAGCGUCAUGUCCGGCCCUCGCUGGCCGCAGUGGCUGUACCCUGUUCCGACGUUUUUGCGGCAACCCGCCGACUAUCGCCUUUGCUGCCUCUUUCCAUGCUCUCGCCUACCCCCCCAACGUGCUUGGAGUCCGAGGCUCUCGGGUUGCUUGAAGCACUGGUGCCAAGACACACCGGACAAAAGCCUGACCCUUGAUUAUCGACCUGUCCGCGUCCGACGUGGGAGUCGCUCUACUCCAGCAAUGUCUGUCGUUCUCUCUCUCUCUCUUUUCAGAUGUAGCGCUGCUGGUCAUCUUGCAGUUCUCCCCGCGUCUCUCCAAUGUGGACUGAUGGAGCUACCUGAGUCGCCGAACCUUGGAAGGGUGCCCUCGAAUGACCAUUGGGGGGUUUCGCACCUCAACCGCCCCCAUGCCCACCUCCCGCCUGUCCCUUGGCGCCCAUCUCACCAGUAUCAGACCGACGGGACAGUCUGAACCCCUGGGCCGAUCGUGGAUCCCCCAAGCUUUGAUGGCCUCCUGUCAAAAAGAAGAUGUCAACCAGCCUCGUUUUGCCUCUUCAGGGUUGCACGUGGAAU